Molecule: messenger RNA, 2751 nt
Organism: Populus euphratica (Euphrates poplar)
Lineage: Eukaryota; Viridiplantae; Streptophyta; Magnoliopsida; Malpighiales; Salicaceae
Product: protein FAR1-RELATED SEQUENCE 5-like
Exons: 3
Coding region: 92-2515 (807 amino acids)
Biological process (GO): regulation of DNA-templated transcription
Molecular function (GO): zinc ion binding
Source: RefSeq, a predicted model, not a curated record
UCAACAUCAUGUGUGUAUCCUCUCAGGAGCUGAGAAAGUGAAAGCUUUUAACUCCUUAUUUCAUACAAGCCAAGCCCAAGUGGUGGUUGAUAUGAUAAUGGAGUUGGAACCACUGACUAUGGGGAAUGAAGUUAUUGAAUUUGACAUGAUGGGUUUGGGAGACGAUACUGUGGAUGAUAUUCAGCAUCAGUCUGUUGAUGUUGGUGUUGAUGAAGUGGAAGAAGAGGAAGCAGGAGAUGGAGAAGUUGAAGGAAACCAUUUACUGCUGAAUUUUUAUGACCCCCAAAGUUCCCACAAUUCCAUUUCUGGUCAAGUCUAUAUCCCUCAAGGGGACACUAAUCUUGAGCCUUAUGAGGGUAUGGAAUUUGAGUCUGAGGAGGCUGCGAAGGCUUUUUACAAUUCGUAUGCUCGUCGUGUGGGAUUUAGUACUCGUGUCAGUAUGUCCCGCAGGUCUAGACGUGAUGGUGCUAUCAUUCAGAGGUCUUUUGUUUGUGCAAAAGAGGGUUUCCGCAUUGACAAGGAUAAGCCUGCACGUUCUGAUGUGCGUGUCAAACGCCCUCGUGCUGAAACCCGUGUUGGUUGUAAGGCCAUGUUGGUCGUUAAAAUCCAGGAUUGUGGUAGGUGGGUUGUUUCGGCAUUUGUAAGGGAACAUAACCACGAGCUUGUUCCACCUGACAAGGUGCAUUGUCUCCGCUCUCACCGCCAUGUAUCCGGCUCUGCCAAAUCAUUGAUUGAUACCUUGCAGUGUGCUGGGAUUGGUCCCAGUGGUAUUAUGUCUGCCCUCAUCAAAGAAUAUGGUGGAAUCAGUAAUGUUGGUUUUACUGAGCGUGACUGUAGGAAUUACAUGAGGAGCAGUCGACAAAGAACUCUUGGUGGUGACACUCAGCACCUUUUGGACUACCUGCGAAACAAGCAGGCUGAGAAUUCUGCUUUUUUCUAUGCUGUGCAGGGUGAUGAAGAUCAGUGUAUGAGCAAUAUCUUCUGGGCUGAUGCAAAGGCAAGGGCUAACUACACAUACUUUGGUGACACUGUUACCUUUGAUACAACCUACCGGUCAAAUCGCUAUCGAUUGCCCUUUGCACCGUUCACUGGAGUUAACCAUCACGGGCAGCCUGUUUUGUUCGGUUGUGCUCUCUUGGUCAAUGAAUCCGAGGCUUCUUUUCUCUGGCUUUUCAAAACAUGGCUUAUGGCAAUGUCUGAACGGCCUCCUGUUUCAAUCACUACUGAUCAUGAUAGGGUAAUUUGUCUAGCCGUGAACCAGGUUUUUCCAGAAACCCGUCAUCGUAUCUGCAAGUGGCACAUCUUUAAAGAAUUCCAGGAGAAGCUGUCCCAUGUGCUUUCUGAGCAUCCUAAUUUUGAAGCGGAGCUCCAUAAAUGUGUUAACCUCACAGAGUCAGUUGAGGAAUUUGAGUCUUGUUGGUUGUCUCUACUUAAUAGAUAUAAUCUCAGGGAGCACGAGUGGCUACAAGCAGUUUAUACUGAUCGACGCCAAUGGGUCCCAGCUUACUUGAGAGAUACAUUCUUUGCAGAAAUGUCUAUAACACAGCGCAGUGACAGCAUCAACUCUUACUUUGAUGGAUACAUCAAUGCCUCAACUACCCUACAGUUGUUUGUUAAGCAGUAUGAGAAGGCUUUGGAAAGCCGCUAUGAGAAAGAAGUCAAAGCUGACUAUGAUUCGAUAAAUACCGCCCCAGUUCUGAAGACACCUUCACCUAUGGAGAAGCAAGUGGCUGAGCUCUAUUCCAGGAAAUUGUUUUUAAAAUUUCAAGAAGAGCUGGUUGAGACUUUAACUUUCCUGGCAACCAAAGUUGGGGAUGAUGGUGCAAUCACCACUUAUAGAGUUGCUAAGUUUGGUGAAAGUCAUAAAGCUUAUACUGUUAGCUUUACUGUUCGUGAGAUGAAAGCCUCUUGUAGUUGUCUGAUGUUUGAGUUCUCCGGCCUUCUUUGCAGACACAUAUUGACAGUUUUUAGGGUGACAAAUGUUCUUACACUGCCUUCCCAUUAUGUUUUGAAACGAUGGACAAGGAAUGCCAAGAGUGGUGUCAUAUUGGAGGAACACGCCAGUGAUUUUCUUAGUAGUUCACGAGAAUCUCUUACCUUUCGAUACAGCAACCUUCGCCAUGAGGCCCUUAAGUACGUUGAUAAUGGAAUCCAAAGUUUAGAAAUUUACAAUGUUUCAAUGGAUGCUUUGCAAGAGGCAGCAAAUAAAGUGGCUCUUGCAAGAAAGAAUGGUGGGAAAGUUGCAAUAGCAAAUAGAGCUGGCAGAGAAGAGUAUCCUCCUCAGGGAAGUCAAGCAAAUAAUAACAAUCAUAAUCAGCAACAGGGCUCAGAACAGCCUGCUUCUGGGGAUGACCAGGACAAGAAAAUCCAGAAACUGCAUCACAAACUGGAUCGCGCGCGACAAAAAUGUGAAGCAUAUAGAGCAAACUUGCUUUCAGUGCUGAAAGAUAUUGAGGAGCAGAAAUUACAAUUGUCUAUUAAAGUUCAAAAUAUUAAGUUGGGAAUGAAAGAUUAACCCAAAUGGCUUUGUUGGUGUCAGCUUAUCCCCGCCCCCCUCUCCUUCCCUUCCUUCGGCUUUCUCUAGCUAGAUGAGACGCACAAAUGAGAAGUGUAAUUUGUUUCUUAUGAUAGAAGAUGAAAUUAACCCUUUUUGGCUUUGAGUUAUAUCAUCCUUCAUAUUUUUAUAGUGUUCUGAUCUCAGUUGGUGAUGGUUUUCAUCCUGCCUCCUGUCGUGAUGGUUUCCUCAAUUGC